AUGCGUCAGCACAGUCGUAUGCAACGUGUUCAUGGCGACCAUGAUCCCUUGCCUGAGUUCACCAGCGACACCCUCCGUUCGGUAAAGGCUUCGUGGGACUUCUUCAUAGCAUGGCUCAAAAUCACUUGGUUUGACAUAUUUGUCAUGUCGGCAAUAGGUGGCGCUGCUUUGGGAAUUUACAAUGCGCCUUUAGCCGCGACGCGCAACUUUCCCAUCACCUUCAACGGCUCUGGAGAUAUCGUAUACCCUCAGUGGGCAUAUCCUGAUCGCGGCUGGAUCAUUGAUACAUGGCUAUCUGCAUUGCUGUCCGCCGCCAUACCAAUCGCCGCCAUUCUCCUCGCCCAGUUCCGCGUGAGGAACAUCUGGGACGUGAACAAUGGCAUCAUCGGCCUGAUAUUCUCCAUCUCGCUCGCCACGCUAAUUCAAGUCAUCAUCAAACAGCUCAUUGGAGGAUUCCGACCCUAUUUUCUAGCAGUCUGUAUGCCCGACGUCACGCGAGCAGCUAGCAAUAACGCGACGGGGCUCAAUGCUGUUGGCUUCCAGCAAAUCAUGUACUCAGUCGACGUUUGCACGCAACCAGACCGCGACAAACUCAAGAAUGCGAUGACAUCCUUCCCCUCUGGCCAUUCCACAGCGGCGUUCGCCGGAUACGUCUACCUAUUUUUGUAUCUGAACGCUAAACUCAAGAUCAGGCUCAUAACUGGUAUGAUAUUGUUGCAGGAAGUACCAUCGGAACUGCUGUAG
Messenger RNA from Colletotrichum scovillei, 744 nucleotides. Its product is annotated as PAP2 superfamily protein. Gene Ontology annotation, biological process: phospholipid metabolic process. The transcript has 3 exons. The coding region runs from base 1 to 744 and encodes 247 amino acids. NCBI's taxonomy places the organism in Eukaryota, Fungi, Ascomycota, Sordariomycetes, Glomerellales, Glomerellaceae. The record is from RefSeq and is a predicted model, not a curated record. Gene Ontology annotation, molecular function: phosphatidate phosphatase activity.